AUGUAUAGCGAGGGGGAGCGAGUGUCACUAGUCGACCAGCAGUUUCCGGAGGGCGCUGAUGUCGAAGAGGAUGAUCGCGUGCGACACAGUGAGUGCGUGAACAUGAAUGUGGUCGCCCUGCACGACAUGCUGCGGCAGUUGGGCUGUGAGGGCGAUAGCGGCAGCUUCACAUCCUUGUCUGCGUCUUGCCUGCCACCUGAGAUGGUGGACGCACUUCUGCACUACCUGGUGAAGCUGCAGGAAGACGUUCGCAAACUUGAUGCCCGAGCGCAACUUCUUGACGAGCAACGCUCGCGCGACACGCAAAAAGCGGAGCUGCUCAACGAGCGAACAGAGAGGCUGAGGGAUGCAGUGGCCAACAUGUCUGCGAAAAGCUCGGCCGAAAUGAAGGAGUUCCGAGAUUACUUGCAGCAGAAUGCGAGCGCCAAUAAGCAGCGCCAACGCGAACUUGUGGACUUGACCCGCAAGCGCGAGAAGCUGGAGUUAGAGGAGAAGCGUACGCGAAUGGAGAUGGAUCGCCUCCGAAAGAUAGCGAAGCGCGUGCGGUGA
Molecule: messenger RNA, 549 nt
Organism: Leishmania major strain Friedlin
Lineage: Eukaryota; Euglenozoa; Kinetoplastea; Trypanosomatida; Trypanosomatidae
Exons: 1
Coding region: 1-549 (182 amino acids)
Source: RefSeq, a predicted model, not a curated record